UGUCGCCUAAGGGCUAAAUAAACCUGUCAAGUGCUGUCAAAGUUGAAUAAGCUGUUGACGUGGAAAAAAUACACUAUUAUAUAUUAUAAAAAAACUGUUUAAUUAUGGCAAAUAGAGGGUUUGAUCCAGAUCCAGAAUUAUCUGAGAUUUUAACCAAAUUAUGGGAACUAGAUACAAAUAAAUGUUACCCUGGAGAUGAUUUUCAAGUUGAUUUGCAGGGGUAUGUCAAGAGUGGUAGGCAUUUAGAGAGAGACAGGGCACGCUACAACUUGUUUGAAUGGGUGAAUGAUGAAAAGGUUUUUGGAAGGAAAACAUAUAAAACAUUUAAAGAUUUACUGGAUAACUAUGAACUUGAGUGUGGUGAAGCAGAGGUUGUCACUCCAGAAGAAAAGAAGGAAAAUGUUGCUUUUGUGGAUGCCAUAAUGGAAACUGAUGUGAUGCAAGAGGCACAUAAAUACCUUGUAUCUAAAGGAAAAUCACCAGAACAUGUUGGCCAGUUUAAAUGGCAACUUUAUAAAAUUUGGUUCAGUUUAGUACGAAGAACAAGGGGAGACAGAGACCAAGAUUCAAGCAGUUUUGAACAUGUGUUUGUUGGAGAAGGUAGAGAUGAUCAAUUUAUCGGACUUCAUAAUUGGAUUCAGUUUUACCUCCAAGAGAAAGCUGGAAAUAUUGACUAUCAUGGUUACUUCAGACAUUCAACUGUACAAGAUGAUGAACACUUCAGACUGAUUGCUCUACAGUUCGACUGGAGGGAAGAAAAAGGAAAACCUAUUAGUAGCUGUUUUCUGGGAACCAGUCCUGAAUUUGAAAUAGCAGCCUACACCAUUUGUUUCUUACUUGGAAGACUGUGUAAAACCGAUGUUCAGUUAGGGGAAUAUGAAGUAGAGAUAGAUGUCAAACCUUUUGCUAAGAACUAUAUAGGCACAGCAUAUAUUGCUGCAGCAAGAAUGUACUAGUACUGUUUUAAUUAGAUAUUAAAUAUUAGAAGCAUCUAUUUUAUAGCAAUAGUAAGAUCUUUAAAACUUCAUUUAUAAUUAUAUUUCCGUCCAAAUAUAAUUUGAAAUUGACUGUUGUGGAUGUCAGUUCAACAAUUUUUUUUUUCACACAGUGCACAUAAUUCUUCUGAUGAAUGAUUUAUUUUUUUAGAACAGUAAUACUUCUUGCCUUGAAAUCAUAUAGCUUGCCUUUCACAGUUAACUUUAUUUUUUAGCUUAGCUGGCAUGAACAGCCAGUGUUAGCUAUUGACAUCACUUAGCAUCUGUCAUUUGUUUAUUUACAAUGUGAAAUGCAAUUGUAAUGAAUACUGGUUGUACCAGUAGCAUGCAGAUCAAACAAUACAUACGAUUUUGUUAGGAUGUGAUAAUGAACAUCAAUACAUCAUCUUUAAUAACCAUACAUUCGUAAUCAAGAACUGCAUACAUAGUCUUUGAACGAGUUAGAAUGUCAACUUUCAUUAUGGUUAACCGAUUAAUCAGUUAAAACAUUAUCUGAGUAACCGGUUAGUGAAAACUGUUCAAUUUGACAACACUAUAUGAUAUGAUUGUCCCCUUUGGAAUGGUAUUGGAUGCCCCCUGCCAGAUAUUGAAAUUCAUUGUCAGUAUUAUGCAUGGAAGACAGGUGAGCGAAACAGGGUCCCCAGGGCUUCUUGUUAUUAUUUGAGAUUAUUUAAGUAUACCACAAUUGUUAAUUUAUGAAGUGUUCAUAUGUUUUGUAGUAUUUUUUUUCUUUACUGUACUUAUCCAAGAAGGUUGGCCUGAUCCUCUUGGUUAGGAAAUUAAAAUUAUCUGAUAUCAUUGUCUUUUCUAUUUUAAGUAAUAUUUUAAGUUUUCCUAUGUUAAAGUGCUUAAUUCAAUGAUUUACCAAUUAUACUGAUCAUCCUACGCAACUUCCAUGACAUUUUCAAUAAUGGGUGUUAACUUAAUUUAACCUAACAAUAAUUGCAUAAUAUGCAGAAUAUUUCUGCUAUAUUUGAUUAUUUAUAGAUUUUAACAGCUUUAUCUUUUUCUUUUCCUGAAUGCUGAUUAAAGCAGAAAUUUUGGAUUUUACUUUGAUAUUUUUCUUUUGAACUUUAUUUUUGUCAGAUACAAUGCUGCAAUUCUGACAACAAUGGUCAGUUUCAUGACUGCACAACAAUACCAAAAAACAACCAACCUCCAAUUUCUUGACUUUUCUUGCAAUAGGAUAAGUAUGUGAAAUUAUCUAAUAGCAGUAAUAGGUCAAAGUUUUCCCUAGAAGAUUUCAAAAUAGACUUGGACUUUAAUGAAAUGUUCAUUUAAUAUAUACAAAGUCACAAUGUGAUAAUAAUAAUAAAAUUGUUGUUCAAGUUCACCUGUUUUGUACCUUUUUACGUUGUAAUUUCAAACAAAUUUUACAUUUUUUUUUCUAAUAAAAGUUAAUAUAUUCUUCAUAUGUAUGAAUUUUUUGUACUUUAUAUACAUUGUUACAUAGUUCAACUAAAUGAAUGUUGUUAUCACUUUCUGCUGGUUUGAGGUUUUUUAAUUGUGCCUUUAAAUGAAAUAUUUCAGUCUCAAUGUCGAACAAAUGUAUUUAACUUCUUUUAUGAAGAAUAUUUUUUACAGUAUCUGUAUAAACUGAUGAAUUUUUAUUAAGAAAAUGACUAUCCUUGAAGAUAUAGAAGGCUGAUAUGAUCAUCUAAUUCAUUUUCAGUUUCUUAUCUUGAUAAAGAAAAGAUUUUGAUUUUUGGUAAUCCGGUUUAGGGUUUUAGAGUUAUUGCCCUUGACAAGGUUACAUUGGUUAAACUAGUUUCAUGGAAGUUAUUCAGUGAAUGUCUCAGUCAACAUAUACAUAUACACAUUCAUGCAACUACAGUGAGGUUAUUAGAUAAAUAUGUCAAAAAAUAUUUUAGGACUUCGAAGUUAUUCAUAAGAAAAGAUUAUUGAAUUAUAUACACGUAAUAUGUAUUGUUUAAGGAGAAAUAAAGCAUUGUGCAACACAAAUAAUGUUGUAGAAAACUACCUCAAACAAAGUGUUCAUGUACAUCACUACUUUUUUGUACUUCCAAAGUUUUUAAAUGAAACGAUAAUUGUAUUUACUACAAUUCACAUACACAUUUACUCCAAACAUUAUUGUUAAUGUAAGCUGUAUUUGAAUUUUACUUUGAAGAAUAAAAAAAACAAUUUUUGUUCAUUUUUUUAAUGAUGGAAACAACUAUUUUUAAAUAUAAAAUUUGAUUAAAAUUGAUAUAUUCAGAAAUAAAAAUCUUUAGAUAAAAUAUUUAAGAAAAUUAUUUGAAACUCAUAUGUCAGUCUUUCUGGGGAGAAGUUACUAAACCACUUGCUCAAUUUGGAUAAAAAAAAACAUGUUGGUGACAUAAAUGGCAAAGUUUGUAACUUCUAAUUGCUGUGUAAUAAAGAUACAUUUUUUUUUUAUUAUUUUUUAUAAGUUGUCUCCAAUUAAACCAGGUAUUUUAUUUUAACGUGUGUUAAGUAAAUACUGCCAUUAUAUUUUACCAGUUUAUGCAUUAUUUUUUUAUAUAUAGAAGAAAACUUUAUAUUCAAAUAUUUCAUAUUAACCUUUUUCUUUAUAUUAAUAUGUAUAAGUUAGUCUUGUUUACCUAAUGCAAUAUGUUUAAAAGGACAUUAAUUUACAACUUAGUUUUCAGAAUAAAUUUAGAUCUUCCAA
Mytilus californianus (California mussel) is the source of this 3642-nucleotide messenger RNA. RefSeq names its product poly(U)-specific endoribonuclease-A-like. NCBI's taxonomy places the organism in Eukaryota, Metazoa, Mollusca, Bivalvia, Mytilida, Mytilidae. The transcript is spliced from 6 exons. Bases 105 to 956 code for a protein of 283 amino acids. Gene Ontology annotation, molecular function: RNA endonuclease activity. The record is from RefSeq and is a predicted model, not a curated record.